AUGAGUGUUCGUGAUCCUACCACUCCCUUCAUCUUCGCAAUCUGCUCUUUGUACCACUCGAGAUUCAAUGGGAGCAUGCUAACUAUUGCUUUGCAGUUCCAACCAGUAAACCCGAGGCCUUUCUUGCAAGCCAGAGUCGGCACCGAGCUUAUUAUCCGCCUUAAAUGGGGCCAGACAGAGUACAAGGGCACGUUGGAGAGCAUUGAUUCGUACAUGAAUGUGCUAUUGAGAGAUACGGAGGAAUUCAUCGAUGGCAAGAAUACAGGGACUCUCGGUCUUGUGCUAAUAAGGUGUAAUAAUAUCCUUUGGAUGGGGUCAGCGGAUAGUGUUGAAAUGACGGAUCUGGGGCUCAAAUAG
Molecule: messenger RNA, 357 nt
Organism: Monascus purpureus
Lineage: Eukaryota; Fungi; Ascomycota; Eurotiomycetes; Eurotiales; Aspergillaceae
Source: the annotation of a GenBank genome assembly